AUGAGGGAGAUGGGGGGCGCUCUCCAUCCUGCCUCUCGGGAUGCCCCAUCACCAGGGGCGGUUGGGCUGUAACCAGCCCUCGCAGACACCGUGGGGCACGGGACGCGUGCUGAUGGAUCGGCCUCGUGCUAGCAGGUCCCCCCAAAACUGCCCCUCGCCUCUCCUGCUCAUCCUUCCUCCAGAUCUCUUCAAUAUAUCGCAAGAGCUCCAGGACUUUCUUCCUCCUUUCUCAGUAACUUUAAAUAUUUUCAGAGAAUUUAGGAGCACUUACAGAAAGACAGCCAGGUUGUCUUUCCUCUCUUUACAAAUUAGCUGGUGUUUGAUUUCGGCACUCAGGAGGCAAAAGCAGGCAGUCUUUACGAGUUCCAGGCCAGCCAGAGAGCGGACGACGAAUUUUCUGGAUAAUCAACUAAUUAACUGCAGAAACCACGUUUUGGAGUUUAAAGAAAUUAUGCUCCGUUUAAAAAACAAAAGUGAAAAUCAUCACCAAGACCUAAUGCAAGUCUUGUAUCAAAUGAAGCGUAAAGCUGCCCACACAACAAGAUCAUCAGGGAACUUCCUUGAGAAGAAGGGGAGCAUAUUGAGUCAGCAUGAAACACUUCCUAACCAAUUUGAAGUCUUAAAGUACUUCCUUCCUCAUCUAAGGACAGCAGGGAAACUUUACCCAGCUAUAGCCACUAGCAAAGGGAGAGCAGGCGUUUCCUUUGCACUGGGAAUCUCCACCAUUAACAGAGGGAACCACACCUACCUGAAGCAAACGCUGACCUCUGUUCUCUCCAGAAUGACUCCCGAAGAAGAGGAGGACUCUGUGGUGAUCGUCUCUGUCGCUGAUACUGAUGAAAGUUAUUUAAAAUCUGUUGUUCGCAUGGUUAAAACCAAAUUCAGAAAGCAAGUGCAGUCCGGCGUCUUGGAGGUCAUUUCAAUACCCACCCUUUUUUAUCCUCAAACAUUACUGGACAAGAAAACGAAGACGGACUCAGAAAGUUGGCAAAUAAAACAAGUAUUGGACUUCUGUAUUCUGAUGCUGUAUGCCCAGCCCAAGGCCACGUAUUAUUUACAGCUAGAAGAUGAUAUCGUAGCAAAAAAGAUGUAUUUUACAAAAAUGAAAGAUUUUGUAAAUAGUCUCACUUCAAAAAAUUGGUUUUUUAUUGAGUUUUCAGUCCUUGGAUUUAUAGGGAAACUCUUUCGAUCGAAGGACCUCACUGACUUUGUGCAUUUUUUCCUGAUGUUCUAUGAGACAAAGCCCAUAGAUAUACUUUUAGAUGACAUUUUCCUGAUCCGGGUGUGCAUCUCAGGGGAGCCUGUUAGGAGCUGUUUGCAGCGAAAGAAGGGAUUUCGAAUUCAGUACAGACCAUCUCUGUUCCAGCAUGUGGGCACUCAGUCAUCAUUUCCAGGACGAGAACAGCACCUCAAGGAUAAUUAUUACUAGGAUUUCUUAAAUUUUACAACUUCUUUAAAAAUUACCAGACUCAUUUUUGGAAAAAAGGCACAGCAAAUAUCAAAUUUUCUCAACUAAUACUAAAGAAGAGACUACAUUAUUUAUUUUUUAAAUUAAGCCUUCAAUAAUAAA
Messenger RNA from Mus musculus (house mouse), 1570 nucleotides. It is a transcript of the gene Mgat4d, whose product is annotated as MGAT4 family, member C. The transcript is spliced from 11 exons. Bases 41 to 1429 code for a protein of 462 amino acids. The record is from RefSeq and is a predicted model, not a curated record. NCBI's taxonomy places the organism in Eukaryota, Metazoa, Chordata, Mammalia, Rodentia, Muridae. Gene Ontology annotation, cellular component: Golgi membrane; endoplasmic reticulum-Golgi intermediate compartment membrane; endoplasmic reticulum membrane.